AUGUACAUCUACAUCGAUGUCUGCUCAGCAGGUACCCAUGCAAAAAGCUGCACCCUGCCUGCAGAGGCCUGUUCAGACCCCCAGCAAGUGCGACAGAAAAGAAGAGAGAGGGAGAGCGGAAAAGACGUCGGAGGUCUGCAGAAGAUGAGGAUGGAGGAUUGUCCUCUGAAGUUCAACAUCACAUCUUACAGUGAUGACAGGUUGUCCAUGGAGAUGCACUUUGUGAUACUGUCCACAUCCCAGAUAUUCCCCUUCCUAGCUCCUGUGACCGACUGUGUUGAAGCUCACCGUGUGUGCUCCACUGACCCACAGUGUGAGGCGCUGUACCGAGGCUUGGAGCUGUGCGCGGUCGAUGCGUCAGUUGCACCGCUAGGGGAACAAGAAGCAUCUGAGUGCCUGGAGAGACAGGACGCCCUGUUGGCCAAACACCCGUCACUUCUGGCCUGCAAGUGCCAGCGUGGCUUCAGGAAGGAGGAGCGGUGCCUCCGCAUAUACUGGAGGGUUCGUCUCCUGCCAGGAAGGGAGGAACUGGAAAUAUCACCCUAUGAUGACUCCAUGAUUGACUCUCGCAUGGCCUCUUUAGUGUCUGGUUCAUCCUUCAUGCAGCUGGAUGGUGAGAACCAGUGCCUGAAAGCAGCACAGGACUGCGGCCUGUAUGAGAAGUGCGGUGCUCUUCGAUCAGACUAUGUGUUUUCCUGCACAAAGCCAAUACCCAACACCAGCCGAUGCAACCAGUACAAGUGCCACCGGGCCCUCAGGCGCUUCCUGGAGCGGGUACCAGAGGAAUACAGCCUGGGUGUCCUGUUCUGCCCCUGUACCAACACCCUGUGUGGAGAGAGGAGGAGGAAGACCAUCGUACCCUCCUGCUCCUACCAGGAUGCAGAGAGUCUGCAGCCUAACUGCCUCCACCAGCAGAGCUUCUGUCGCCGAGACGACCUGUGCAGGUCCAGGCUUGCUGAUUUCCUCAGUAACUGCCAACCAUCUCAUCUGACAGCCAGCGGAUGUUUGAAAGAUUCAACAGGCCUCUGCCUCCGAGCCUAUGCUGGGCUUAUAGGAACCAUCAUGACUCCCAACUACAUCAGCAACAACUCUGCUGAUGUGUCGCUGUGGUGCAACUGUGAGGGCAGUGGCAACCAGUGGCAGGAAUGUCUGCGGCUGCAGCGCCUUUUCACCCACAACAGCUGCCUACGGAACUCCAUCAGCUGGAUGGGAAGCCCCGGAUCGCUGCCCUCUGACCCCACUCAGCCCCCCGCUCCGAGACCGUCUCCACUGGUCCAGAAGGACAAGCUGCUGAACAGUAACCGCCUGCCUGAACUCAACAAUGAUGUGGUCGAGAGCAAGGAAGAGGAGGAGUUGACACAGACGGUGGAAGAGGAGGAGGCUGAUGAAGGUGGCCAGUUUGAUGUGAUCCCUCUGUACUCGGAGAGGGCCACCGUCUCCAACCUGGGCUCAUCUGAAGCAGGGGGCGCUGCAGCGCCCAGCGCCAGCCCCACUAAACCAGUACUGUUGCUCCUUCUGCUCCUAACUACUGCCCACAGCUGGGGGUAGAACAAUAUAUAGAAGAUACACACACAAACAUAUACACACUCAUACAUAUACACACUCACAUCAAAUGGUUCCGCAAAUAACACUGGUCUGAUUGCUGAAAAGGUUCAAGAAAUAGUAGGAAGAAAUGAACUUUGCUUUUCUUUGUCAGAAGCAUCUUCUUGGUUCUUGACUCCUGUCUUUGUUUUCGUUCUUCAGUCCAAACAUGACAAAUGGCACUUCUUAUUUAUUUCGCUCUGACUGGAGUCACUGGGGGUAUAGGGGGUUCCACAUGCUUCCUAUAACCAGUGAGCAUACUUUAAUAUGUAUUUGUUUGAAGUGGGACUGACAGGAUCUGUGAACGGCUGCUUCACAUUAGCUUAGAUUAUACAUCAGAAAUCUGCUGAUGCGUAAGCAAGUAGCCAAAACGAAGUGUUCACAUAAUGUCUACCACCAGCACUGGCAAUUUGCAAACAUGGCACAUCAUUAAACAUGAACCCAGUGUUUCUAUGGAACUGCAGAAUAAUGUGGGAAUAAGGGAAGUGCUUGAAAAUGGGUAGAAAAAUUUAAAGAUUUAGCAUGGGGCGAGUUAUUUGAAAUCAGCACAUUUUGUAAAUUGGCCCUGAUAUUUAAGUAAUUAUCAUGCAAUUUUAUAGUGUAAAUGCUAGAAUACCAGACAGGGUGUAAUCAUGUGUGGAGCUCUCUCUGCUCCCCCAAACGCAGGAGAACAUGGAAGUCUGCAUCGGGGAAAUCACUUUUGAACUCCUUAAAAUUAUGGCUUUUAAUUCCAAAAUGGGAGCCUCUGUAUUCCACUCAGCUGAGCAGGACGUCUGUGGGGCGAGUUAAACUAUCUGUGCUUCUGUGAGACCAGAAACAGGAAAAUUAAACCCUACAGGGAAAGGACUUUUGGGUUUCAUUAGUUAUGUGUCCAUCCAAUUGUCAUGUGACUUUUGAGAAAACCUUUAAAUUAAGAAAAACAAAAUAGACAUGGAUGUAGAAAUAUUUCAGAGUUUCGUGCCUCUCGUAAGGCACAGACCUACCAGUAGAUGGGAUGGUCAGAAUGUAUUUGACAAACAUGUUUCCAUCUGCCUUAGCUCAGUUAGUCUUUUUCAAACACCACAAGAUUAAAAGUUUGCAAAAUUAUGGAAGUUAUUUUGAAAUUUGUCCUUUUUAUUAAAUGCAAUACUUCAAACAAAAACAAAAAACAUUGAUGGAUAUGCUGCAAUAGUCAAAAUAGGAUUUAUUAGGAUCACUUCUGGAGGUAGUUAGUUGUACUGGAUGUAUUUAGGGGUGUCAGAGUAAAGAUGGCCAAAGAACGCAUGACAGUUUCAGAUUUUUAUUUAAAAAAAAUUUUUUUGUAUGAAAGCUGAAUUGGUUGGGAAGAGCUACUGAUGCUGUCUGUCUGAGAAGUAGUUUUUGUCCAUCCCAAAAUGUAUGGAAUAAAAAACAUGUGAAAGCUCAUAAAGUCAAAUAUUGUCAUAUCUUUAGUGUAGAAUUCAUUUAUUCCACUGCAUAAGACAUUUUAAUUUGUUAAUUUGUAUUAAUUAUUUACAUUGACUAGAUGCAAAUUUUGAUUCAAUAAAUCACCUUUUUGUUUUUUACAUACAAAAGUUUCAAGUGUUUGUAUUCAUGUGUUUCUGUUACGACCAGGAAUCUGACACACAAGCGACAGCCGCUAACCGUAGACGAAGCCGCUUCGCCUGGCCCGAUGGGGUUUCCAUUUUUGCUUCAAAAACCGAUCUGAUUGGACGCUUUUAAAGACUAUUGUUGUGUUCAAGUUGUGCUAAAGGAGUUAGCUUAUCAACAAAGCUAUUCAAUCCUAAAAUAGCAUCUCAAUGCUAAACAUGUAGCCGCAGCAGAUGCUAACGGUAAUGUCAACAUAUACAGAAGCUCCAUGAAUGAUCAGGAGUUCCUGAAAUUGAUAGAAUAACACUUUGCUCCAGUUUGAUGGCUGGAGAAUGUAAACAACAAAUGGAAACCUAUAAAUAUAUUUGUUGUUGAGCUCACAUGUUUAUUUAUUCUGUAAUUUAGCAGCAGAAAGGGGUUUCUGAUGUGAAAUGUUAACUGUUUUGUCAACAUAUAGUUUUCGAUUAAAAUGCAAUUAAUUAAUUACACACCCUGGAAUUAACUCCAUUAAAAAUUUGAAUCCAGUCCCACCACUAGUUUAAAUUUAUGCAGAUGAGUCAGUAAGUGAGGAACUGGUGCAAACUGGUUUAAGUGGUUGCAUGUGAAAACCCCACAGCUUCAGUCAGAGCCUGUUGUUGGUCCCAUUGGGUGUGAAUGGGUCACCCUGACCAUGACUGAGAGGGACGGGGCCACGGGGGGGUUACUGCUCAUGAACUUUGUUGCAGUGAUAUUCUGAGUUAUCUUGACUCUCCAGCCAGCAUGAGUGACAGACGCUCAGUGUGUGCUGAACGUAAGGCAGCAGGUUGGUGAUCUGUGUGCUUGUGUGCAAGCAUCAGGCAUCAAGCAUGCAAAUGUCCUUUGUUAUAAUUAGAUUCAAGCACUUCAUCAUUCCCACCCACGUCAGCACUGCAAAAAAAAAAAAAGAUGCAUACACACACACUUGCACACACAUUGCCCACCCAUCCCCACCCGAUCUCUCACACAUUCAGCCGAUGCAGCUCUUUCUGGCUUUAUUGCUCUAUUGCUGUCCCCGUCGUCCUCCCAGGUGAUGCAGGACCUGGGCCCUGGCCGCUACAGGCGCCGAUAUGAAUUAAGCCAUCAUAAUAAAAACAAUACACAAGAAACAAUAUGAGCUCUAAAAUAAAAUGACAGAACAAAUCAAAUUGCUCGCCAGCAGGCAAAAAAAAAAAACAAACAAAAAAAAAAAAACACAUACAGCCUUAGAAUAAAAAAAAAACUCACUUCUGACAAAGACUGAGACACAGAAAAGGGAACGGGAAAGAGAGAUAUGAAGGAGAAAUUAAGAAAAAAAAUAAGGCCAAGUCCCUGUGUGGUCUUUGUGCGUUUGAUGUUUUACUUGUUUUUAGUUGGGAGGCUGAUAAUCAGUCCCUGACAACAUCUCUUUAUCAUCUGACAGGCUCCUUUGGAGGGGGCAGGGUGGGAGGAGUGUGUGUAUGUGUGUGUGUGGUGGAGGGAGGUGUACAUCAGGCAGUUUUAGAAACAGUGUGCUAUAGCGAGAACAGAAAGGACCCUGGAGCACAAACAGCAGAGAGAAUCGCAGGCUCUUGAUUUUCUGUGUCAUAUAAAUCUUUUGCUGACACAAUUUUUUUCCCUCUUGUUCUUUUUUCUUAUUCCUGGGGAGUGUGUGAAAUUAACUUCCAUCUUACUGGUGACAGUGACAGCGGAGGGCAAGGAGGAGAAGAGGGGAAGAGGAGAGGCAUGACAGGAGAGGAAGAGUGGAAAGAAAUGAGAAAGACUCCAGCAACUUACAGGAGACAACAAUGGAGCUAGUUAUUAGGAA
Messenger RNA from Poecilia latipinna (sailfin molly), 4951 nucleotides. RefSeq names its product GDNF family receptor alpha-4-like. The transcript is spliced from 9 exons. NCBI's taxonomy places the organism in Eukaryota, Metazoa, Chordata, Actinopteri, Cyprinodontiformes, Poeciliidae. The coding region runs from base 1 to 1548 and encodes 515 amino acids. Gene Ontology annotation, molecular function: signaling receptor activity. The record is from RefSeq and is a predicted model, not a curated record. Gene Ontology annotation, cellular component: signaling receptor complex; external side of plasma membrane. Gene Ontology annotation, biological process: nervous system development.